AUGGAGGACCUCAUGGCGCAACAGAAAGUCGCAAUUCAUGCGAUUGAUCGAGCCCUCGACAAUUUUAAGAAAAUCGGCAAAACGAAUUACACACUCGGAGUGGUUCGCAACCGAUUGCUGCAACUCAAAGAGAACUACGCUCGGUUUGAGCUUCUCCACGGCAAGAUUCUGGCUGCCGCCACCAAGGAGUUCAUCGCCACGAGCCGAUACUUCACCGAGGAUCGUUUCGACAAGUGCGAGGAGACGUUCCUGACGACAUCCGACUACAUGGCUGAGUGGAUGAGCAGAUUGGAGUCGCCGCCGCAAGUCAACCCUGGGUCAUCCCCCGUAAGCCAAUGUAAUAUCAGCGCAUCGCCGCGUACCGCGUUUCAGCUUCCGCGCAUUAAUUUACCAAAAUUCGCCGGAGAGUUCCGCGAGUGGGAAGCGUUUCGCGAUCAAUUCACGGCGCUCAUUAUUAACAAUCGUGACUUGUUAGAAGUCAAUCGGUUGCAAUAUCUGCAUUCGUGCGUGAAAGGUGAAGCCAGCGAUGCCAUACGCAAUCUGGCAUUAACGGAUACAAAUUUCAAAAUCGCGUGGAAUUUGUUGCUCGCGCGAUACGAUAAUCACCGACGGUUGGUGCACGAGCACAUACAUGCUCUGCAUACGCUUCCUCCCGCGACCUCAGAUUCCGCCGCCGCUCUCACCGCGUUGCGCGAUAAAGCAAGCGUUUCAAUUCAGUCUCUAAAAAACCUCGGCCGUGCGGUUGACACAUGGGACGACAUGUUGGCUUACUUGCUAGUGCAAAGGCUUGAUAAAGGCACCCGUAAUGCAUGGGAAUUAAAACUUGGAGAUACGUUAGAUUAUCCCACAUACGAGCAGCUUGAUAAUUUCUUAAAGUCGCGAAUACGUGCGCUCGAGAAUAUUCUCCCGGCUUCGCCUCAAGUCAAGGGCAAUAAACAACAUUCCUCAGUUCAAGCUCACGCAGCUAAUGCCUGUGCGAACAAGUGUCCCAUGUGCCAAAAGACGCAUUUCUUGUCCGCGUGUCCGGACUUUUAA
Temnothorax curvispinosus is the source of this 1035-nucleotide messenger RNA. RefSeq lists its product as uncharacterized. The record is from RefSeq and is a predicted model, not a curated record. The coding region runs from base 1 to 1035 and encodes 344 amino acids. NCBI's taxonomy places the organism in Eukaryota, Metazoa, Arthropoda, Insecta, Hymenoptera, Formicidae. The transcript has a single exon.